Eleginops maclovinus (Patagonian blennie) is the source of this 2523-nucleotide messenger RNA. RefSeq names its product UDP-glucuronosyltransferase-like. Gene Ontology annotation, molecular function: UDP-glycosyltransferase activity. Bases 99 to 1682 code for a protein of 527 amino acids. The transcript is spliced from 5 exons. NCBI's taxonomy places the organism in Eukaryota, Metazoa, Chordata, Actinopteri, Perciformes, Eleginopidae. The record is from RefSeq and is a predicted model, not a curated record.
ACAAACUCACUCCCACUUGCACACACAUAAAGCUACCUCCUAAGCACAGCAACCACUAGCUCUUGCACUGAGCCAGCUUACGCUAGGGAGAAGAAGCAAUGAGCAGCGGGGUGUGGUUUCCUGCACUGGGGCUUCUGGCCUGGCUGUGCUGCCUCAGUCUGGGGCCUGUGCAGGGGGGGAAGGUGCUGGUUGUGCCUGUGGAUGGGAGCCACUGGCUCAGCAUGAAAAUACUGGUGAACGAGCUCAACGAAAGGGGACAUGAAAUCUUGGUGCUGGUACCUGAAAGCAGUCUGUUGAUCCAUAGUUCAGAGAGCUUCAAGACAGAGGUCUACCAAGUACCCUUUACCAAAGCAGAACUUGAUGGAAAGUUCAACGAGCUGAAGGAUGGAGUGUUCCUCAAGCCGCCAAAAGUCACGGAUUUGUUUAUCAACUUGCAGCGUUUGGUAAACUUCACGACAAUUCAGGUGACAGCCUGUGAGAGUUUGUUGAACAACCAGCCUCUAAUGGGUCGACUGAAGGAAAGGGGCUUUGAUGUUUUGCUAACAGACCCCUUCCUUCCCUGCGGCUCUGUCCUGGCUCACAUCUUUAACAUCCCAGCAGUUUAUUUCCUGCGAGGACUUCCAUGUGAGUUUGAUCUAAAAGCUAACAUGGUCCCCUCUCCUCGUUCCUACAUCCCUGUGGCUUUCUCUGGUAACACGGACAUCAUGACAUUCCCACAGAGAGUCAAAAACAUGCUCAUGUCUUUUCUGGAGUCCUACAUGUGCAGAACGAUCUAUGCACACUUUGACGAUCUGGCCAGCAAGUAUUUAGGAGACGACAUGACCUACAGUAAACUUCUCAGUAAUGGUGCAAUCUGGCUUCUCAGAUACGACUUUACUUUUGAAUGGCCCAGACCACUCUUGCCGAACAUGGUUUUUAUUGGCGGCAUCAAUUGUGGAAAGAAGUCUCCUCUGCCAGCGGACUUACAGGAGUUUGUGGAUGGAUCAGGAGAUGACGGCUUUAUCGUCUUCACCCUGGGAUCAAUGGUGUCCAAUAUGCCAAUGGAGAAAGCUAAACAGUUCAUUGAUGCAUUCAGGCAAAUUCCUCAAAGGGUUGUGUGGAGAUACACUGGAGACCUACCUAAAGAUGUACCAAAGAACGUGAGACUCAUGAAGUGGUUACCUCAGAAUGACCUCCUAGCCCAUCCCAAAGUGAGAGCCUUCAUCACCCACGGAGGAACCCACGGUAUCUAUGAGGGUAUCUGCAAUGCUGUACCCAUGUUGAUGUUCCCACUGUUUGGGGACCAGGGGGACAACGUGGACCGCAUGGUGGUCCGCGGUGUCGCAGUUAAACUUGGAAUUUACGAUUUGACGACUGAAAGCCUAUUAGCUGGACUAAAUACAAUCCUUCAUGCCAAAAGUUACAAGGAGAACAUAGUUAGGAUGUCUGAGAUACAUCUGGACCGUCCUGUCCCGCCUCUGGACUUGGCUGUUUUCUGGACUGAGUUUGUCAUAAGACACAAAGGAGCCGAACACCUCCGGGUAGCUGCACACGACUUAAACUGGAUCCAGUACAAUAGCCUGGAUGUCAUCGGCAUUUUAAUAUUAAUUAUAAUCACUUUUCUGUGGAUGACACUGAAAUGCUGCCUGUUCUGCACCCACAAGUGUUGCAGAAGGGGGACUCCAAAGAAAAAGAAAGAGUAGUGUUUAUAACAGUCACUAUGUUUUAUAAGCUCUGUAAUGAAGUCGAUAAGGUAUGUUGAAACACUUCAAUGAUUUUUAAUACUGGUGUGUGUGAGCGUGAGCAUGUGUAUAAUGACUCUGAUUUUAAAAUAAAAUAUGUCCAAGUGCCAAUAAUAAGAUGUCUGUAAUCCAUGUGAAACCUGCUACCUGCUGUGAUUGAUUAAAGCCAUGCUCUGAAAAGCCAACCAAAUAAAAACAUUUUAAAAAACUUGUAUGAAUUUAUUUGUAACACACUACAAAAGAAAGUCUUGUACAUUAUUUGGAAACUUCCUUAAAUUCAGGUUUCUCCACAGGACUCCUUUUUGUGCAGUACUGUUGUGGGGGAAAUGUACUUCCUUUAAUUGUGCUACAACAAUAGCAAAUAGUUUAAUUCUUACACUGUUUAGCCGAGUUCAGUGCAAGUUUGCAAGCGAACAGCAAGUGCACUGACUUUUGAAGUAUAAUUAAUUCAAACAGCACACUUUGCUUUAUCUUCAACCUAUUCCUCUUCAUUUCAGCACCCUGUAUAACAACUCCCCUCUGCUGAAAGAUAACUCUCUGCUCCAUAUCCUCUCUGUGACCACUGGACCAUUACAUACUGUACAUUCCAUAUUUAUUCUAUUAAUAUUCCACACCGCUCACAAUUGUACAUGUUUUAUCCUGAUUUAUAUUGUGUUUUUGUUCAUAUUCUCUGUACAUUUCUUGUCACAAAUGUAUAUUUUUUGUUUUAUUGUACUGUAACUAUAUUGCCUUGUUUUUAUGCUGCUGCAACGUCAACGGUUCCAAAAUUGGGAUCAAUAAAGUAAUUCUAUUCUAUUCUAUA